Messenger RNA from Megalops cyprinoides (Indo-Pacific tarpon), 749 nucleotides. RefSeq names its product myogenic factor 5 (gene myf5). NCBI's taxonomy places the organism in Eukaryota, Metazoa, Chordata, Actinopteri, Elopiformes, Megalopidae. Gene Ontology annotation, molecular function: DNA-binding transcription factor activity, RNA polymerase II-specific; protein dimerization activity; RNA polymerase II cis-regulatory region sequence-specific DNA binding. Gene Ontology annotation, biological process: regulation of transcription by RNA polymerase II; muscle organ development; positive regulation of myoblast differentiation. The record is from RefSeq and is a predicted model, not a curated record. Bases 1 to 747 code for a protein of 248 amino acids. The transcript has 3 exons.
AUGGACGUAUCAGAGGCCUGCGCCUUCUCGCCCUCCCAGGUCUUCUACGACAGCGGCUGCACGUCCUCGCCGGAGGCCGGCGAGUUCCCGGACGGCUUCGGCCUCGGCGAGCUGGCGGGCUCGGAGGAGGACGAGCACGUGCGGGCGCCCAGCGGCCACCACCAGGCCGGCCACUGCCUGAUGUGGGCCUGCAAGGCCUGCAAGCGCAAGUCCAGCACGGUGGACCGCCGCAAGGCCGCCACCAUGCGGGAGCGCCGGCGGCUGAAGAAGGUCAACCACGCCUUCGAGACCCUGCGCCGCUGCACCUCCGCCAACCCCAACCAGCGGCUGCCCAAGGUGGAGAUCCUGCGCAACGCCAUCCAGUACAUCGAGAGCCUUCAGGAUCUGCUGCGCGAGCAGGUGGAGAACUACUACAGCCUGCCCGGGGAGAGCGGCUCCGAGCCCGGCAGCCCCACCUCCAACUGCUCCGACGGCAUGAUUGGUUGCAACAGUCCUGUUUGGCCUCAGAUAAACAGGAGCCAAGGAAACAUGUAUAACCAAGAGAUGCACAAUGUGAGCUCCGUAGGGAGGGCCCCUGCAGUGUCCAGUCUUGAGUGCCUGUCCAGCAUCGUGAACCGACUCUCCUCAGUGGACACCGUCGACCUAGUGGGGCCGCGGGACAUGGUUACUCUCUCCCCCUCCAGCAGUGACUCACAGCCCAGUACCCCUGAAGCCCCAUGCUCCAGACCCGUCUACCACGUGCUGUGAAA